Molecule: messenger RNA, 1570 nt
Organism: Arabidopsis arenosa
Lineage: Eukaryota; Viridiplantae; Streptophyta; Magnoliopsida; Brassicales; Brassicaceae
Source: the annotation of a GenBank genome assembly
UAUUUGUAAAUAUUUGCAAAUAUUGCACCAUAUAACAUUAGCUCUGUUGAUUUGAAUCUUGACCGUUAAAAAAAGAUGCGGCUCUUGCUUCCAUAUUCCUCGCCGUUAUCCGCCACGUCAUCACCGGCGACGCCGCAAUUUCUCCCGGAAUUUCCACCUCCGUCUCAAUUUGACUACUCGGGUCUAACUAAAAUUCUCAAAAAAUCGGUAAUCGGAACCCUAACCGGAGCUCUAUCACUCACUCUCGUUUUCUCGUCGCCGAUUUCUUCCGUUGCUGCUACUAAUGAUCCUUAUCUCUCUCUCAAUCCUCCUUCUUCAUCGUUUGAAUCUUCACUGAAUCACUUUGAUUCGUCUCCGGAGGAUUGUCCUAAUGAGGAAGAAGCUGAUACUGAGAUUCAAGAUGAUGACUUUAAGCCUCAGUUAGUAACCAAUGAAGGGAUUGUUGAAGAAGCUUGGGAGAUUGUUAACGGUGCCUUUCUCGAUACUCAUAGCUAUAGUUGGACUCCUGAAACGUGGCAGAAACAGAAGGAUGAGAUAUUAGCUAGUCCUAUUAAGAGUAGAUCAAAGGCUCAUGAAGUGAUUAAGAAAAUGUUGGCAAGUUUGGGUGAUCAGUACACUCGAUUUCUAUCACCAGAUGAGUUUUCUAGGAUGUCGAAGUAUGACAUUACUGGUAUAGGAAUAAACCUUAGAGAAGUUUCUGAUGGUGGUGGAAAUGCAAAGUUGAAGGUUCUUGGUCUUGUAUUGGACAGUCCUGCUGAUAUUGCUGGUGUGAAACAGGGAGAUGAAAUUCUUGCUGUCAAUGGAAUGGAUGUUAGUGGGAAAUCAUCAUUUGAAGUAUCAUCUUUGUUACAAGGCCCUAGUAAAACUUUUGUGGUUCUCAAGGUGAAGCAUGGGAAGUGUGGAACUGUUAAGUCUCUUAAAAUCCAGAGACAAGUUAAUGCACUGACCCCAGUCUCUUAUCGGUUGGAAAAAGUUGACAAUGGAACAGUCUCUGUCGGGUAUAUUCGCCUGAAAGAGUUCAAUGCUCUGGCUAGAAAAGAUUUGGUGAUUGCAAUGAAACGACUCCAAGACAAGGGUGCGUCUUAUUUUGUAAUGGAUCUUAGAGAUAACCUUGGUGGACUUGUGCAGGCUGGAAUAGAAACUGCUAAGCUGUUCCUAGAUGAAGGGGAUACGGUGAUAUAUACAGCUGGGAGAGACCCCGAGGCUCAAAAAACUGUUGUUUCAGAUAAGAAACCGUUGAUCACUGCCCCACUUAUUGUAAUGGUAAAUAACAGAACAGCAAGUGCUAGUGAAAUUGUGGCCUCUGCACUUCAUGAUAACUGUAAAGCAGUUCUUGUUGGCGAAAGAACUUACGGAAAGGGUUUGAUUCAAUCGGUGUACGAACUCCGAGAUGGUUCAGGAGUUGUUGUGACAAUAGGAAAGUACGUCACACCUAACCAUAUGGACAUCAAUGGUGGUGGAAUUGAACCUGACUUCAGAAAUUUACCAGCUUGGGAUGAAGUUAAAGAACGUUUAUCUAAGUGCAAUAUUCUCCAACGAAGUUGACAUGCAAUGAAACUCAUCAAGCUGU